CUUGCUCUAACUGUGGAAGUCUGUAAAACAAAUUAUGUUUUGUCUUUGUAGGAAUAGUGAAGGCUUAAAAAAGGUCAUAUGAAACACUGAAUAUCAGUGUUUUGUGACUCUCUUUCAUUUGUUGUGGUAAGUGAAGCUAAGCAUUUCACUUAAGCACCAAAAACAUUCAGGAUUCAGACUGAGAGGUCCCAGAAUAACCUGGUCUCACACCCUGCUUUGAGCAGGCGUGGUGGAUCAAGUAUCUCCAGAAGGUCCUGACCAAUCAGACUCUUCUGUGAUUCAAAAGUCUAAGUUAAUGCCACCUAAACUAUCAUAAGAAAUUGCACAGGAAAGUUGCCAGCUACUAGCUGUCAGCUGGAAACCACUAUGGUUCACAGUAGCUUUGAUUUGGAUGAGGAGGGGAAUUUUGGCCCUCGUUGAGAGUUAUUUUUGAUCAUUGAGCCAACUGGAUCCUUAACCUAAAGUGUAUCCUCACCUCCUAAGCUUUAUUAGGUCCUUCCCAAACCAGCUAGCCUGUGUGCUUGCCUGCCUCUGUUCAGAAACAUCCUGGUGUUCCGAUAAUGUGCCAUGCUUUUAAUUUGUAAAAUCAAAGCCAAACAAGUAUUUCAUAUCUGCCUUGCUGGUUGGUUCUGUGUCUGGCCAGUUCUCACCCACAAUCCCCGCUCCUUCCCUGCCUCCUCCACUGGCACAGGUGGGAAAGUACUCAGUGACUCAAUCAGCCUGUGGUGAACUGUGAAAAUCCUCAGUGCUCUCAGUGGCCUGAACAAAGAACAUUUUCAAAUUCCUCUGAGUUUUGCAAAGAGGUAGGUUAGAUCAGUGAUUGCUGGAUGUCAUUUCACACGCUUCUUUUGAAUUAAUGUAAAAUGACAAGUGAAAAUCAAUUACAUUCACAAAGGAGUAAUAUUGAUAUGAUUGACGAAAUGAUUUUCCUGGUCUUGGAAUGAGGCACAGAUUUUGUACCCUUGAGUAGGAUUUAGUCUCUGAAUUUUAGUCAUCCAAAAGUCAUUUAACUACUCUGAAUCAUCUUUCCUUUUUCUAGAGUUAAUGGAGAGAAAAUGUAAUCUUGAGUAAACACUAUAUCCCAGUUUGCUUGGAUAGGAUGAGAUGCCUGUUGAUGUGCUUAGCAUGAGGGAGCCCAGAGAGCUGGCUCAAAUGUGAGUGUUCUCAAAUCUGGAGUCACGUGAAACGGAGCCCACCGAAAGAAAUCACAGUUGACAACCAGGCUUAAGGUGCAAACCCACCAGAGAAGUGUCAUGUAAUUGUGGGCAACUCCAUAGCAUCAUCACCAAAAAUCUUCCUGUGAGAUUUAGUAAAGUCUAAAACUGUAGGAUUAAAAAAAUAUUUGAAAGAGCAAAGGGAAUUGAUAUGUGAAAAGAGGAGAGCGGUUCUGGCACACUGCAACAGAGAUCGAAUUUUUGAAUCCACCCCUUCUGCUACCUCCACCCCCAAAAUCUGAAAACUUCCUGAUUUGUGUUCAUCAAUAAUUAAGAGCCCAUCAGCAAUACUCAGAGGGAGCUUGCAUUGCACUUCUGAGCAGCCAGUUAGUAAUAUACGGUGGAGAGAUCCUCUUUUUCAAAUCCCAAGGCUCCAGGCCAUGCAAUGCUAGUAUUGCAUUUUCAAUUAGCUUCUGAGUGAAUGCUUGGCAUAUGUGGAAGUGAGCUGGUACACAAUUAGCUUAUUGUUCCUUUCAGCUUUCUGCUGAGAGGAUCUGAAGGGCUGCUGAAGAGAGGGGAGAGGGGAAAAAAAAAAAGAAAACAGCCAAGCCAGUGGCAUCUCUGUGGAUGUGGAACAAGGGAGUCGCUCGGCUGGCGCAGAUUCCCGGGCUAAGUCGGGAGUUACAGCUGUUCCUGCGGAGCUAGCCGGGCCGUGGGGACGGCGCCGGGGCACAGGCACACACCAGGCUCCAGCUCUUCUCUCGUCUGGCUCACCUCAGCAUCACCAUGGAGCCCAACAGCCCCAAAAAAAUACAGUUUGCUGUGCCCCUAUUUCAGAGCCAAAUAGAUCCCGAGGCAGCUGAGCAGAUCAGGAAAAGAAGGCCUACCCCAGCAUCACUCGUCAUCAUGAAUGAGCACAUGCCCCCGGAAAAAGACGAGAAGAGAACAAACAUCUCACAGGCAGAGUCGCAGAGCGCCUCUCCCAAGCAGAGGAAGCAGAGCGUCUUCACCCCGCCUGCCCUCAAAGGGAUUAAGCAUCUGAAGAGUCAGACUGAGUCAGUGUUUCCAGAAGAAGAAGAGGGACUUGGCGAGCGGGAAGAGGAGUGGGGCCAUUAGCCAGCACGGAGCUGCCCCAAGCCCAGAGCCCCUGCCCUGCCCUCGGCCCCGCCGUGUCCUGUCCCCACCGGGGGCUCUGCACACGUGUCCUGUGGCCCUUCUGCCCCGAGACAAAACUGUUAUUUUAAAGUCAUUUUUUUCUUUUAUUUUCUAUGACUUAGAAAUGUAAUUUGCAAAUGUGUUGGCUCCCUGACGUCAGUACUGCCAGAGCUUAACUGCUGCGUGUGAGCUGUAUCUGAGGCUUAUUGUAAAUAAAAGUGAUUUAAAAGGUACAAAAUAAAUAAUACAUUAAUUUAGACAAGAUUGUUGUACAGAAGGUUUGUCUUGCUACAGAGAAAUGUUCAUAUAAAAUGAAAUGUUCAUAUGAACAUAUAAAAUGAAAUGUUCAUAUAUAAUAUGAAAAACAGGACAGGUGACAGCCUUCCUGCCCUGCCUAUAGCUCAAUCUGAGCCAAUGAGCAACAGCACUACAAGCUGCACAAAUUCACCUUGGGAAUGAGUCCCAGGGUUUUGGCUGAAUGGGUCAUACCAUCCUUUUUAUUUUUUGGACCAAAAAAACUCUAUGGCAUAAAAUGGAAUAAGGUGGAGGAGGGAAAAAAAUGUUUCUUCAAAGUCACACUUAACAGAUUAUUUUGAUUUUUCAAUCAAUGGUAAAUUUUUAAAUGAAUUCACUGUCAUUUUUUAUUAAUUGUUUGAUACAAAAGUUUUGUCUUCACUUCAACAUUCCACUGAUGCAAAUCUCUUUUAAAGGGCUGAGCUAGCAAAAAAACCCCCAAACAAACAAAAACCAACAAACAAACAAAAUAAUAAAAUCUAUUAAAUAUAGGAAAACACAGAGCCUUUUGUCUAUGCCUUGCAUGGUGAUUUGACUGAUUUCACAAGCUGAGGUCUUCCACAAAGACCUGCUGAGAACAGGAUCUGUCCACUAGUGUUUCUUUAUAUUUAAGAGCCCUUUUUUUCCUCUCUCUGUAUCUCUGCAUCCUGCCCUCUUUGGUUCCAUUUUCUGUAGAAACACUGCAGACAGGAUCCACGACUCCAGCUCAGCAAGGGUGUGCAAGAAGGACUAAAGAAGGACUCUGCAAUUAUACAGGAGCCACUACAGGACUUACAGGACUGAGAGCUUUUUAUGUCCCCAACAACAAAAAUAAGGAAAUGAUCCUUCAGAAACUGUUUGAGUGGCCCCAGGUCAGGUGUGGAAUGGCAGCAAGAGGAGCUGGGCUCUGGUCCCAGCUCUGCCAUGGCUUUGCUUGCUCACAGCACCAGGCUCUUCACAACAUUGCUUUUUGCCACAGUGCUCCUAAGCUGCCCCAUUGCUGUUUAACCUCACACCAUCUCUCUGUGCUGCUAGCUAAUAAAGCACUUUGGAUAUUAAUGGCUUUUUCUGGUUAUUAGUACCCACGGGCUGCAGAUCAGAACUGUCUAGGACCUGUGAGCAAAUGAAAGCAUGGACAUGAUUUACAACACUGGAUAUCAGGACAAGGUAUUGAACACUGUGAGAUCUCAGCAUUUCAAAGGCAACACACAAAGCACCUGGUAGGAGCUUGGAGAAUUCAUCACUGAACCUGCUGUUUCAGGUUGACAGUUGGACUUGAGUAUAAUUGCACUUCAUAAAUAAUAGGGGAGAAAAACCCCACCCAGAUUUAGCUUGAACUGUAUUUGACUUUCAGAAUGGUAUAUGUUGUUUAUUCUCCAGGCGCAAAAUCAGAUAACACUUAAGUAGAUAUAAAGAGUCAAGAUUUAAAACUUCUUUCUAAAGCAUUCUAAAGUAUGCUUUCUAAAGUAUAGUUUCCACUGAAGUGAGAAGAAUUUUGCUUAAGAAAAACCAUAGAUUUUGGCUGAAACAUACUUACCUUUGGGGAAAUAUGAUGUGGACUGUACAGGAAAGCUUCUAUUAUCCUGGUAUCAAUUUAAUUACUGGAUUUCUUGCUUUUUUUUUUUUUUAAGAUUGUUAUAAAUUCUGCUAAAGUGUUCAAGGAUUUGCCCAUUGUCUUCUCAUAGCACCAUUAUUUCUCCCCAGUAAUGUAAACUGAAAAAUCACCAUUAGUUCUUGCACUGUUGGUGUUAUUUUAUCAAAAGUAUCACAUCCAACACUGGCUCUGAGGCAGGGCUGCAGGAGAGGUUCUGUUGCCUGUGCUUGGACAAAGGCCUCUCGUGGUGUCCAGGGUCCAGGCAGUCACUAAGGAAGGGACUCCAGCUCAUCUGCGCUUCCUGUAACAUCAAGGGCCAGCCUGGUGGUGGUUUUCACUCUUUAAAAAAAGCAUUUCUUUUACUCCAGGAGGUGAAGCAUUGGGUGGCUCUCUCCAGAGCUGGCCUGGGUAGGCUGUGAUGGUUGGGGAGGGACCCAAGCAGGGCUGGUGCAGGCUGCAGGUCUGCUUUUGUACAGCUGGCACCGUACAACAAAAUGUCCUGCUUGGUGCAGGGCUCUCCUCCUCAUUUCUUUUCUUUUGAGACAAGUUGUUGUUUUUUGGUUUUUUUUUUCAUGAGAGACCUUAUUCCUGCAGAAAAUAAGGCUUUGUCUGUCCACUAACCCUGGGGGGACAAUGUAAGGGCACAUUUAAAACAUGCUGUCCCUCAAACUCCCCUUUCUCCCUCUCCUAUUGCAGCCAUGUUAGCACCCAGGCCCACAGAUGUUCUUUUUUCAUUCUUUUUAUUAUUUUUUCUAUAGCAGCUCAGAGCAAGAGUGAGCUCCAGAAAGAGCCUCAGUUGUUCUGUUGAUUCCUGACAUGUGCAAUUACAUUUAACCUUUUCAUGCACAGCAUUAUACUUGGCAACUGAGCUGAUGCUAAAUGCCGUCUGCUUUGCCCUAUUCUCUCCUUUAUCCUCCUGUGAGGAUAGCAGCACUGGGAGCAAAUCUCAAGCAAGAUAUCUGUGCACCCUCUGCUAAACCUCAGGCUGUUUCAUCAAAGUGGGCUGAUGCAGUUUAUACAAGUUCAGUGUCUAUAUACUGCUGUAGAUUUUUUGUGGUUUUUAUUAAAUAAUCCGGGGGGAUUUGAGCAGAAAAAUUAUUUGGUAUUCUGCUAGGCCAUACCCACACUUUCAAUUUUGUAAUGAUUUAUUUGCCUAGUAUAUACUGACCCUUAGUGGUAAACUGAGAUUUUAAUUGCGUUUCCAAGUUUCUAAAUUUUGCUUUUCUCUUUGGCCCAACUGUUCAGAAAAUAGCAGGAAUAUUUGCUGUGCAGCAGGAUAGCCUAUCUAUGUAAAUAGCCCACAACAUCCUCAACAGACAUUAACAGGCAUGUGAAAAUAAUGAUGACAGGUGUUAUUAGCUCUUCUGAAGGGAGGGCUGUGGCAAGCAGGAGUGUCGAAAGGUUAUUCCAAAAUGCAAAACAAGAACGCUGGCAUUGAGAAGCAAUACUCUCCACAUAAUGAGAAACAAAUAAGAACUCAGUAUCUGGCACUAACGAACACCUCAAGCUAACUGUGGAAUGAGUAUUAAUUAGGUUUCCAAAAUAGCAUCUUUCUGAAAAGCAGCUGAGGUGUAAUAUUGCUCCUUAUUAAUCAAAGCAAUGGGACAAUGUGAACUCUGCAAAAAAUAAAUGGUUUGCAGAUGGCUGUGUGCAUCUUUAAUAAUGGCAGAAGAACACAAGUUACAGCUUUAAAUGCCAGGGACCCUUUCUGCAUCUUCUCCUUUUCAGAGAGCGAUAUUUGCAGUUUUCAAGGCAGUGAGGAAAGUGUGUUGGUUUCUUAUUACAUUUUCCCUGCAGCAUAAAUUCUGUUGAUGUGCUUCCCUAAUCAUUCUAAUUACACUGCCAUAUGUUGCUCUCAUCUUUCUUUUUCUCUCCUAAUGGGACAUAGAUUCUCUCUUUUGAAUAUGUCAUUUGUUUAUUACAUUUAUCAAGGGUUUUAACAUUAUAUGGGACUUUUAAUUGCUUUUUUAAACACUCAGCAGAUUGAAUAUUAAAAACAGACAUGAAGGUCAACUAUAAAUAAUAUUUAAAUUGCUCAUGACAUUUUUAUUCUCUAAUUUACUGGAAAUAUCAACUCUGUAGUCAUGGUCCUGUAUCUACUAUUUACUUGAAACCACACACAUGUCCUCCAGAGAUACUUUGGCUGCAGUCACAGUUCUGCCCUAUCCCAGACCACCUUGUGCCUAGCAGAUUAGGAGUCCUGCCCAGGUGGGAACACUAAAAUAAAGAUGCAUCAUGUAUUAAAAUAUUUGACCCAAAUAUGCUGCCAUUAUUUCCAGUUGUGAAUUACUGCUGAACCCCAGACAAUAAAGGUGAAUGCUCAUUUCUGACAAGAAAAAUACAGUUCUCUCUCAAAGUCGAGCAGCCUCAAAGAUAAGGAAGCACAAUUUCAACACAAGAAUUCAAGAUGACCUAAAGUUAAAAAUGUGCUUUGUAAGAGACAUUAGAUCCUCAGCGUACCCCGCACUGCAGAAAACAAAAUCUGUGAGCCAGCUGAAUACAGAGAAAG
Messenger RNA from Passer montanus (Eurasian tree sparrow), 6685 nucleotides. It is a transcript of the gene PPP1R1C, whose product is annotated as protein phosphatase 1 regulatory inhibitor subunit 1C. Gene Ontology annotation, biological process: intracellular signal transduction. Gene Ontology annotation, cellular component: cytoplasm. The record is from RefSeq and is a predicted model, not a curated record. Lineage: Eukaryota; Metazoa; Chordata; Aves; Passeriformes; Passeridae. Gene Ontology annotation, molecular function: protein phosphatase inhibitor activity.